Letharia columbiana is the source of this 471-nucleotide messenger RNA. RefSeq lists its product as uncharacterized. The transcript has a single exon. NCBI's taxonomy places the organism in Eukaryota, Fungi, Ascomycota, Lecanoromycetes, Lecanorales, Parmeliaceae. Bases 1 to 471 code for a protein of 156 amino acids. The record is from RefSeq and is a predicted model, not a curated record.
AUGGCCACCAUCGUCAAGAACACGGCUCAGCUCUCCAAGAUCCCACGUCACAUGCUCUCCACGGUUCCACAUCAAAUCAUCACUCAGCAAGCGGAGAACACCACUGCAACUUGGCCUGUCAUCCCCACUGCAUUAAGAAGCAAGAGGAGGAACUACAACAGGCAAAUGCGGAGAACACUGCGGAGAAACCAAGCGGCAACAAGGCCACUAUCGUCCAGAACACGGCUCAGCUCUCCAAGAUCCCACGUCAUAUCAGUCAUCCACGGUUCCACAUCAAAUCAUCACUCAGCAAGCGGAGAACACCACUGCAACUUGGCCUGUCAUCCCUACUACAUUAAUAUGGUAUAUCACUGCAAUGACGUCACAAGAGGAGGAUCUACUGCGACGAUCACAGCCAAUUGGGCCUCUGCAGGAGGAACAUCGGACGAUACAUAUUUGGACGAAUUGAAACCGUCCGAUGUCUUGCUCUGA